AUGUCUCCCAACGGAGAGGCCUUUCUCAUUAACCCUGACGCCCAAGAGGGUCUCACACGGUUCCCCCAAGCUCGGAUCGCCUCAACAUCCAGCAAGACAAUCUACAUCUCGGGCACAGCUUGCGUUCGACCGGACGGUACUUGGCCAGGGGUGGCGGAGAAUCCAGACGGAACACACACGCUUGAUAUUCGAAAGCAGACCGCUGCGGUUCUAGAUAAUGUCGACAACAUCAUCAAAGGCGCGACAGGUGGGAAAGGGGGCAUUCAAAACGUGAUCGACUCGGUAGUGUAUGUAGUCGACAUAGAUAGGGAUUACACGGGAAUGAACGAGGAGUGGAACAAGGUCUUCCUGGAUCGCGCCAGUGCCCCCGCUCGGGCUACCAUUGGGGUGAAGCAGCUGCCUGAUCCCCGUAUGAUUGUGGAGGUCAAGGCGGUUGCCAUUGUCGACUCUUAA
Messenger RNA from Clonostachys rhizophaga, 453 nucleotides. The record is from the annotation of a GenBank genome assembly. NCBI's taxonomy places the organism in Eukaryota, Fungi, Ascomycota, Sordariomycetes, Hypocreales, Bionectriaceae.